AUGUCCGCCGUUUUACAACAAACCCCAAUCACGUUCCGCUCCCGUUCGCCGCCGUCGGCCUGGAUCCGGCCCAACGCCGUAUCCAAGCUGUCCCUCUUCUCCGGCCUGAGCCUCCCCCGCCUCGCAGUCAGCCGCCGUCGCGGCGGAGGCGCUCUCUGCGCGAGCAUGGCCAAUAGCGCCGCCGGUAGCUAUGCGAACGCUCUCGCGGACGUCGCCCAAUCGAACGGCACCCUCGAGCAGACCGCAGCCGAGCUGGAGAAGGUGGUGGAGAUAUUCUCCGACGAGGCGGUGCUGGGCUUCUUCACCAACCCGACCAUCGGCGAGGAUGAGAAGCGCGAGAUCGUUGACAAGAUAUCGGAGUCGUGUGGGCUGCAGCCGUAUGUAUCGAAUUUCCUCAACAUUCUGCUGGACAUGAAGCGGAUCGAGCAGAUUGGGGAGAUUGCCAAGGAGUUCGAGGCAAUGUACAACCAAUUGACUGAUACCCAAGUUGCGGUGGUGACUUCGGUGGUGCAGCUGGAGGCCCAGCACCUGGCGCAGAUAGCAAAGGAGGUGCAGAAGCUGACGGGGGCCAAGAACGUGCGCCUUAAGACGCGGAUAGACCCGUCGCUGGUGGCCGGCUUCACCAUCCGCUAUGGAGGCUCGGGUUCUAAGUUGAUUGAUUUGAGCGUCAAGAAGCAACUUGAGGAGAUUGCAACACAGAUAGAUCUUGAGGACAUUCAAUUGGCUGCAUGA
This is a messenger RNA of Striga hermonthica, 732 nucleotides long. Lineage: Eukaryota; Viridiplantae; Streptophyta; Magnoliopsida; Lamiales; Orobanchaceae. The record is from the annotation of a GenBank genome assembly.